This is a messenger RNA of Ipomoea triloba (trilobed morning glory), 594 nucleotides long. RefSeq lists its product as uncharacterized. The transcript is spliced from 3 exons. The record is from RefSeq and is a predicted model, not a curated record. Bases 1 to 594 code for a protein of 197 amino acids. NCBI's taxonomy places the organism in Eukaryota, Viridiplantae, Streptophyta, Magnoliopsida, Solanales, Convolvulaceae.
AUGACAUCUAGCUUUGUGCUCACCACUAUCUUAUAUGUUGAUGACAUAAUAUUGGCUAGCAGUGAUGCAAACCAGAUUCAGCAGAUCAAGGGUCAUCUACACUCUACUUUCCAAAUAAAAGAUUUGGGAAGUUUAAGAUUUUUUCUUGGACUUGAAGUUGCAAGAAAUCAAAGUGGAAUAUUGGUAACACAGAGGAAGUAUGCCUUGGAUUUGCUACAAGAAACAGGGUUUCUAGAAAGCAAACCUAUGAGAUGUCCUAUGGUGCACACUACCAAACUUUGCAGAGCUGAGGGCACAGCAUUGGAAGACAAUACUCAAUAUAGGAGAUUGGAUGCACAUAAGAUAUUAAGAUAUGUUAAGGGCUGUCAUGGACAAGGUCUAUUCUUCCCCACCAAUUCCAGCCUUAAGUUGAGUGGGUUUGCUGAUUUAGAUUGGGAAGCCUGUCCAGACACUAGAAGGUCAUUGACAGGGUUCUGCAUGUUCUUGGGAGAUGCCUUAGUGUCUUGGAAGUCUAAGAUGCAAGUUUCUUCCAAAGUAACUAUUAGAGGAACAACAGCAAGGUGGCAUCUCAACAGAAAAGUCAGUGGCAGUUAG